AUGCUCCCCUCGAUCCCCGCCGCCAGCGGAGAUGCAGACGAUGGACGGGCCGGCUUCCCGCCGGCGUACCCGGGCGGCCGCCUGUUCGGCCAUGCUACUCUUGCUUCUGGUGGUGGUGGUAAGCUUGCUGCACCCCUCUUUCCCGAUCGGUGUAUCCCUGCAGUUGCGUCGCGAAGCUGGCCGCUGCCUGCGCUUCUAUGUAUAAGUCAGCAAGGCUACCCCGCACGAUGCAAGUUCGCGAAGACGUGUCAUUUUGACAAAAUCGCGAACCAUUCGAAAGCCUCAGACGGGAUGGAUCUCGCCGUGCUGCCCUCCGCCGCCGGGAGCGCCUCGCCUGACCCGCAAGCGGCGCUACAGCAAGCAGUCGACGACUUCCGGGGUAUCCUGACAGACCAGCAACGCCGUAAGCUGAGCCAACUUGGUGCGAUUUGCGAUGCCGACACCGUCUUCAUCUUCAUGUCGCAGCUUGACCAUGAGAACCGGGCAGUCCGUCCUGGUGUCGCAAGUCGCUUCUAUUCCGUCCUUCGGUGUGUACAGACGUUUUCCAGUGUGGUCGAGACGUUUGUCGCGUCGCACCCAGAGAUUGCCGCUCUGGUCUGGGGAAGUUUCAAGAUGACCAUGCUUAUUGCGGUCAACUUCACGUCAUACUUUGAGGCUCUCUCUAGCCUUUUCAUGACGGUCAAGAAUCAGUGUCCGCUCUUUGCCGAGUAUCAGGCACUGUACCCUACAUCUACAAGACUUCAAACUGCCCUUUGCGACUUUCACGCGGCCAUCAUCCGUUGUUGCAAGCACGUGGUUGAAGUGCUCCAACGAUCGUGGACGCAGCUGCUGAAGAAGGCCAUUUUUCAGUCCUUCCAGGAUGAGAUGAAGGCAGACAUGCAGAGCAUUCAGACAAAGGGCGCGGACGUAAAGGAGGAGAUAUUCUUGGCCGCAGCACGCGCGCAACGCGACGAUGAGGCGCUCCAGGGUAAAGAAAGAAAAGUUGCAUCUCAAAUUGGGUCGGGAAAGAGCGUCUUGUGGUUUGUAUUUCGCCUUUGCCCCGUGUUUCAAUGUUCACUAAGACGUGGUAGUUCAAAUGUUGUCAAUCAUAUCUUCCGGAAUAAGGGCCGUGACGAACAAGCCUCGUUCUUCUUCGUGGAACGUGGUAAAUCCGAAUCCCUUGAAGCCGAAACAAUGAUCCGAUCGUUGAUACGGCAAUUCAUUGACCCUAAAGCGAUGCCAGAGUACGUUUACAACGAACUCUGCCGACUAGACCGCGCCAUCUUCAUCAAGCUCGACACAUGGAUUGACUUGCUUCGAGAAAUAGUCCAGCAACCAACAACCUUUUACAUUAUAAUCGAUGGCCUUGAUGAAUGCGAGACGGUUGAAAGACGAGAAAUAUUACAUGCACUGUCGCUCUUUGCCACUGCCGCAUCAAAUUUACGAGUAUUCCUCUCGAGUCGCGACAGCGUUCACUUGGAUCUUGGAGGUGGAUCUCUCAACAUGCAGCGAAUUUCCAUGGCAGGCGACUGCCUCACGGCCGACAUUCGCAGUUAUGUCGAACAGUCUAUCCAAGAACGACUGCAAAGAGAAGAGCUGGCAUUCGGGGAUACCGAGCUGUUGGCGGAAGUGAAUGACGCCCUGACUCUGCACGCAGACGGGAUGUUUCUUUGGGUUACUUUUCUUAUCGACGAGAUUUGCGCUGCAAAUUGCGAUGACGAAGUUCGACAAUCCUUGCGCAGAUUACCAAAGAACUUGGAAGAAACCUUUGCGCGAGCACUUUGGCGUAUCUUGUCUCGAUCGCGGCACCCAGAGCUCGUACAGAAGGCAUUUCAAUGGGUAGCAGUAGCGAGACGACCCCUGACACUGGAUGAGCUACGCGAAGCUAUCUCGAUCGAGAUAGGACAAAAGAGCUGGAGACGGGAGCGUAUUCCCCAAAACAUAAACCGAAUCGUUGUGUGGUCCGAGAAUCUGCUUCACCUCACAGAAGAGGAACCCAUUCAAGUCCAGUUUGCUCAUGCCAGCAUCCGUGACUUCAUAACCGGCGAAGCCACAUCGCCUCAACUGUCCAAAUUUCACGCUAAUGUUGCUGAGGCAGACCAUUUCGCCGGCGAGAUCUGCGUGACGUACCUAAGCUUUAGUGAUUUUACAAAAUCCAUCGCCCGGCGACAGCGUCCCAUUCAUGUGAAGCCAGCAGACAUCACGGCCGCGGUUCUCAGCCAAGAGCCGAAGAUGGCACAUGUCUCUGGUCUCGUGACCAAGCUGGCCUUUGGCGGUGACAAGCCCAUGGCAGACGCGGACCUGACCAAUGUUGUCGCGAGAUGCAUCAAGACUGAGGACAGAAAAAUGGAAGAGCUCAAGAGUAGCCACCCGUUUCUCAAAUACGCGGCGAAAUACUGGUUCCCUCACACGACCAGGUUUCACGAGAAAAAGUCGGUGACUUGGGAUCUGUGGCUUCAGAUAAUGUCUGGGGGCUCCAGCCCGGCCGAGAUAUCAUGGCCUGGAUCACUGAUGCAGGAUGUGACCCAGUUGAUGCAGUGGAGCAUAGAAAGGCAGCACUACGCACUCACUCGCUACGCCUGUGGUAGUGAUGAACAUGCCCGCUUUACAGUGAAGAAUGUGAUGAUGAGUCUAGUAGUGGACGACAACACGGAGGACCUGGCCAUCUGGCUAAGGGCUGCAGAUUGGUCCUCGUACUGCCUCAAUGACUUGUUCCAAAUAGCGUGUGUAUUCGGACAGCGCAGGGCAGCCGAGUUGCUGCUUGACUUUGGAGCUGAGGUGAGCUUCGAGUGUGACGGGAGUGAGGAGAGUCACGUAUUGAUAUGUGGCACGGCUCUGCAGGCUGCAUCUAGAGGUGGAAAUGUUGACAUGAUCGACUGGCUUCUCGGUGCUGGGGCCGACCUCCAGGCCGACAAGGCCGGGUCUCACCACUACACGGCUCUGCAGGAGGCGUCUAGCCAUGGCUACUUGGAGGCUGUAGAGCGGCUGCUCGCCGCCGGCGCCGAUGUAAACGCCGCUCCCUCUAAAAACGGCCAAACAGCAAUACAGGGGGCAUCUAGAGGCGGCCAUGUUGGCGUGGUGGAACGGCUGCUCGCUGCGGGCGCGGAAGUGAACAUCGUUGCCGCUAGGUGGAAUGGCCUGACGGCUCUGACAGCGGCAUCUCAGCGCGGCCACCUCGGCGUAGUGAAGUUGCUGCUUAACGCAGGGGCAGAUGUCAACGAUGCCAGCUCGACUCGCGACGAGACCUGCACAGCUUUGCAGAUCGCAGCCAGCGCCGGGUAUGCGGAUGUGGUGGACGAGCUGCUUGCGGCUGGGGCAGAUAUCGAUGCACCUUCGAGAGAUGGGAGGACGGCUCUUGAUUUCGCCCGGGGCGAAGAGUAUUUGGCUAUCCUCGGCAGCGUCGUCCCAUCUGAAAACGCACCGGCUGCGUGGGGAAAGAGAAAGACUGGUCGAGGCAUUAAGAAAGACUUAAUCACAGGGUCACCUCUGCACACGGGUCACCUCUGUAAGAGUGGUUUUAUGAGGUGA
Cordyceps fumosorosea ARSEF 2679 is the source of this 3507-nucleotide messenger RNA. RefSeq names its product Ankyrin repeat-containing domain protein. The record is from RefSeq and is a predicted model, not a curated record. NCBI's taxonomy places the organism in Eukaryota, Fungi, Ascomycota, Sordariomycetes, Hypocreales, Cordycipitaceae. The coding region runs from base 1 to 3507 and encodes 1168 amino acids. Gene Ontology annotation, molecular function: protein binding. The transcript is spliced from 8 exons.